UACCGACAUUUGCCAUUGGGCUGUGGCCAUGCUUUGACCAGAGGAGACGGGCGCUCCUCACAGCCACGGAAGGCUCAUCUGCCCUCAUGGGUAGAGUAAAAUUACCAGGUGCCUAUCGUGUGUACAUCCUGCCUGUGGCAGGUGCUCUGCUGAUGGUGAGUGGCCCCCUGGGAUACCGUGCGACCACCAAGGAAUCAAAGUGCAUGCUGGGAUUUUUCUUCGUCUCCCUGUUGGCGAUCCUUGUUGCUAACAUGGACAUUGGCAUCUGGGUACUGUCCAAUAAAGACAAGAUGCGCUGCUGUGACCCCGCUGCCAUCGAUCAGCUGUUCUUCGGCAUGCUGCAAGUGAUUGGCGUAGUGGGACUCUUGAUCGCAGUCAUGGUCCUUGGGAUCAUCUUGAUUAUGCUGCUGUACUUUGUCAUCAAAUGCCUCCAAAAGACAAAGUGUACCUUUGCCGUGGAACGUGACUAAGUAUGUUUACUUCAUUACUGUACUUAA
Engraulis encrasicolus (European anchovy) is the source of this 497-nucleotide messenger RNA. RefSeq names its product CD9 antigen-like. The record is from RefSeq and is a predicted model, not a curated record. Gene Ontology annotation, cellular component: membrane. NCBI's taxonomy places the organism in Eukaryota, Metazoa, Chordata, Actinopteri, Clupeiformes, Engraulidae. The coding region runs from base 87 to 470 and encodes 127 amino acids. The transcript is spliced from 5 exons.